AUGAGCGCCACCACGGACGAGCUCAGAUACAAACUCAGUCAGCUUCGCGCAGACAAGGUUCUGCUCCAGUCACAGCUCGCCUCCCUGCGCGCCCUUCCCGAACUGGAAGCAGACCAUCGCAGCCCACUUGACUUACACAAUCAAGAGCUUGGACAACAGCUACGAUCGCUCGAAGAGAAAGCCAUCUUGUACCGAUCGUCUGCCUGGACAUGUUUUGAGAUGGAUCUUGAUGUCGGUCGCCGCGCUCGACUUGCACGCGAUAGCGCAUCUGCCGACAAGGAUGGCGACUUGGCGCUUGGCAUCCGACUCGAUACUUUCUACAGAGCUCGUUUCUACGAGCCAUAUUACUUGGUCUUUGCUCGACCAUCCCAGUUGCUCGAUACCAUGCCGCAGCUCGGCCAGACGACCGCAGCGGAUCUUGAGGCAAAUUCCUUGGCCGAUGGGUUGAGACUCAUUAGACAUACAGUGCCCCACUUUGUGCCAUUGGCAAGCCUUGUGCAGAGAUACAUCCCCACUGUGGCCACAGGCGAAGCAGGCAGCAAGAGCCCAGCCGAAAGAGACCAUGAAGCCGGCGGAUUGACCUUGUUGUCGCACUUCUUGAAUCUGCCGGGAGUACACGCCUUUCUAUCCGACCUUCACUGCCAUCUGCAAGCAUACGUGUCAAGACGGCAGCAGGCUAUGGCGCUCCAACAGCUCUCUCUGCCUGGAAGCAGCCGAGAUGAACAACUCGCCUUAGAGGCGCUUGGCACAGAGGCUUUUGAUCUCCUCAAGCUCACCUGGCGCAUUCCCUCUUCCACCGCUCCCUCCAACGGCGCACAAGACCAAGCGGAGCAAGUCCCAUCCAACCCCACAGCAGCAGCUCUCGUCGCAGCAGCCAAACGCAAACGCGAGAAUCCCGACGACGAGCCCACACAUCACCUCCAAGUCAUUGUCCAGUACGACGACCUCCAAAGCGAUCGCCUAAUCGACCAAACACGACCAACCGCCAUCUUGGCUUCCACAUCAAGCUCACCAGACCACAUCCCCGCCAUCCAAGCCUCACUCCAAGGUCUCCGCAGGCCCUACGGCCAAGUUCGUGUCCAGCUCCUCGAAUACCCACCAGAGCUCCAAACACGCCAGCGUCGAGCACCUGGCAUCUCAAAAGCAGACCUCAAAGCGCUCCAACCCACCAUAACACGACGGCAAGAUCUCGAACAGAGCUACGCACAGGAACACGACGGAGAAUCGCUCGACAUGGACCAAGCCUUCGAGCGGAUCGCCAAGAGCAUCUGGGCUCAGAUGAGAGCAAAGCGCGGAUCAAAUACUGUGCGUUGA
This is a messenger RNA of Ustilago hordei, 1314 nucleotides long. RefSeq lists its product as uncharacterized. The coding region runs from base 1 to 1314 and encodes 437 amino acids. The transcript has a single exon. The record is from RefSeq and is a predicted model, not a curated record. NCBI's taxonomy places the organism in Eukaryota, Fungi, Basidiomycota, Ustilaginomycetes, Ustilaginales, Ustilaginaceae. Gene Ontology annotation, cellular component: Mis6-Sim4 complex; kinetochore.